Molecule: messenger RNA, 3498 nt
Organism: Symbiodinium sp. CCMP2592
Lineage: Eukaryota; Dinophyceae; Suessiales; Symbiodiniaceae
Source: the annotation of a GenBank genome assembly
AUGCAGCAUCGAGCUGCGGAUGCUGGCGUUGCCGAGGAUGCAUUGCCACAAGCUGCCCAAGUCCGCAGGGCUGCGCAGGCAGUUCUCCGUGUGGAGGCAAAGCGUCGGGCCGUGGCGAAGAAAGCUGCGAAACAGGUUCAGGCUUUGUUGCGCCAGCUACAGCGAAAUGAAGCGCAGCGGCUGGAGGAGGAGCAGCGAUUUGCUCGUGCAGGCGCUGCAAGGAUUGCCAAGGAGAUCGCGAAGUUCUGGAGUGGUUGCUGUCGCGCAGCCGAGCACUUUGCUGUGCAGCAGAGACAUGCAGCUAGGACCCAGCAACACUUCGAGAAUAUGCAGGCGCUGCUUUCUCGCAGCGAGGCCUUCUCCAGCGAGGUCACCACGGGGCUUCUCGCAGACCAGGCACCUCGAGAAGGCCUCGAGAAAGAGCCUAAGCGCGACAGCUCGACGGAGUCGAAGCAGGCGCAGAACAGCUUGGAAGAGCUGGAAAGAUCGCCACGGCUCCAUUACGAUGACUUCGAUCGCCGCAAUAUGUCCAAGCAGAUCACGACCGAAGUGCCGGUCUUGCUGCUGCGACAUCCAAUCCGCGAGUAUCAGCACAUAGGCUUGCACUGGCUCGCCACCCUGCACGACAAACAGUUCAAUGGCAUACUGGCUGACGAGAUGGGGCUUGGCAAAACUAUUAUGACCAUUGCGCUGCUGGCCCACCUUGCUGUGCAGAAAGAGGUCUGGGGUCCUCACCUGGUCGUGGUUCCCACCUCGCUGCUCAUGAACUGGGUAAAGGAGCUGCAAAAGUGGGCUCCAGGCCUGAAGGUGUGCGCCUACUAUGGCAAUGCGAAGGAACGCCGUGACAAGCGACGCGGAUGGGGCGGUGAAGAUGCUUUUCACGUUUGUGUGGCUUCGUACACCGUGGUGCUGCAGGAUCUUCGACCUUUGAAAAUGAAGCGGUGGUAUUACCUGAUAUUGGAUGAAGCUCAGAAUAUCAAGAACUAUCGCUCCCAGAAAUGGCAGCAGCUGAUGCGCUUUAAAUCCGAGCGACGUUUGCUGCUGACCGGGACACCUUUGCAAAACAAUCUGACGGAGCUGUGGUCCUUGCUGCAUUUUCUGAUGCCGGACAUGUUUCAGUCUUACACAGACUUCAAGGAAUUUUUCGCAGACCCGCUGCACCUGGCCUUGCACGAACACCGUGUGAAACAGGAGCAGGAGCUUGUGGCGCGACUACACAAGGUCAUCCGACCCUUUCUGUUGCGAAGGCUGAAGAGCGAGGUGGAGCGUCAGUUGCCAAAGAAGCACGAACACGUUGUAUCCUGCCCUCUAUCCCGGCGACAGCAGGUCCUCUACGAGGAGUUUAUGAGAAGGCGCCAGACGCAGCAGAUCCUCAAGAAGGGUGACUACCUCAGAAUGAUGAGUAUUCUCAUGCAGCUCCGAAAAGUGUGUAAUCAUCCAGAGCUCCUGGAACCUCGGGGUGCAGACACCUCCUUCGUCAUGCAUCCUUUGGCCGUCAAACUUCCGCCACUGGUGUCACUGGACUUGUGGCUGAAUGUGGCCGGCAGGUCUUGCCGUGAGGAGAACUUUUGUGCACUUCUUCUGCCAUUGAUUUCUUUGUGGAAGUUCGAACUGAUGUUGAAGACCCAGAAUCACAAGGCUCUGCCAAUCUCCGAGGUGGUUGAAAUGAGCCUGCACCAAGCUCCGAAGAGGAGGCGCGUGUCGGAAGCAGCAGCCGAGUUGAGGUGCCAGGUUUCACCGGGCAGCCGAGAGUUUCUAGAUGAGUGGCACUUGCAGAUGUGCCGCGUGGACGAAGAGCGAAAACGCGAACGCUGCAGUGCUGUCUCUGCCGUCGAUCUUUUGGUGCAGCUGGUUUCAGAAGGGCGUCCCUGGAUCGGUGCAGAUGGUAUGGAGUUGCUCUCACUUCAUUGCAGAUCUGGAACGGCCUUCAGCCUGACCAAGCGCCUGCCACCGCGGCCGUUCAUGUGGCCAGAGUUGCAACGGUCCUCCAUGCGACUGUCACUGGCUUCGCGAGGUGUUGUCCUGCCAGAGGAGAGGCGGAGGAACAGGUGUUAUUGGAGCUCGGAGGCGCGUAUGCAAACUUCCGAAUGCUUUCAUCGGAAACCUUUCAAGGAUAAAAGAAGAGCGGCUGGCAUGGUAAUUUUUGACAGUCCUCUCAGAAUCGUUGAGCAAAUCAUGGCCCUGCUGCCCUGCUUGUCUCAGCUUGAUGGGGCGCUUGCUGCGAUGUCUUGCAGCAUCCUUCGCGAUCUCGAGAGCAACGUUGCAGCACGAGUGGGCAUGUGGGCAUUUCGAGUGCCUCGAGUUCAGGUUUCGUCAAGUGGUUCUGCUUUCGGCGAACAAGAUGCGGCGGACACCAAAGCGAGGUUCUGCGCAAAAUGCUGCAUGCUACGGUCACCGAUGCAGCUAGCAGGAGCGAUGGGAGACUCGGCACGCGACGUCCUCGAUGGACGCUUGCGCUGCCAUCUGCCUGAGAAGCAUCAUUUGGAAUCGGAUUGUGGCAAGCUGAGAAAACUGGCGAUUAUGCUCAAAGAGUUCAAAGCCCGGAAUGACAAGUGCAUCAUCUUCACCCAGUUCAGCAAGAUGCUGGAUGUCCUCGAGACCUUUGUGUGCCACCAUAGCUUCACCUACGUGCGCAUGGAUUCGGCAGUGAAGGUGGACAGGCGGCAGGACUUGGUCGAUCGUUUUAAUGACGACGAGCGCAUUUUCCUCUUCAUAUGCUCGACGCGUGCUGGCGGUGUGGGCAUCAAUUUGAUGAGUGCCAACACUGUCAUCUUCUAUGACUCCGACUGGAACCCGGCGAUGGACAGACAGGCCACGGAUCGAGCACAUCGAAUUGGCCAGACUCGCGAAGUGCACAUCUAUCGCUUGGUCAGUGACCACACGAUCGAGGAGAACAUUUGGCGGAGGCAGCUGCAGAAGCGAGAGCUUGACGACAUGGUCGUGGACCAGGGUCGAUUUACGACGGAAGAACUGGAGCACCUACACAAAGGUGCAUCCGCGGCUGCAAAGCCAGAAGAAGUCGGCUUACCGGUGGCAGCGAAGAGCAUUGCCUGGUCUGCUGCGGAGGUGCGUGCAAUGCUGCAAGAUGGGCAAGAUCCUGAACCGGAUCGCGAAGGCCCUCUGGCAUCGGAUCCAGAACCUCGCAGCAACGGUCAUGUUGCCGAGAGUGCAUGCCAUGGGAUGGUUCCAGGCAGCUCGUCAGAGCAACCCACGAGUAUUUCUGAGUUCGAGAAAGUCCUGCAGAAAGUUGAGGACACGGAGGAUGCCCAAAUGGCAGCGAGUGCAUCGCUGGAGCUUCAGCAGACAGAAUGCUUGCUCAAGGGGGAUUUCCAAGCCAGACAAGCUCCACCUGAGAAGCCGGAGAAGUUGGACUGGCUUAGCCUACCACGGCUAGUUCGAUGGGGAGUCCAUCGAAUCCGUGUUCUUGAGGUUGAAGAGGUGCUCGCCCGCCAGCGACCCCGAACUCGAAAGAGAAGAGCAGCUGUGACCGCUGUUUGA